GCCCGGUCAGCCUUCUUACGACGUGUUAUGGUCGGGUCGUACCCAGAUUGGCCCAUUUAUGCAUCCUCAUUUUCAGGCUCGUCUUUUGCAUACAUCUACGACACAGGCAAUCCGCCACUUCUCCUCUUCGCUUAACCCCUUUCCCUCUCCAUCACCAAACCCUAACCCUAGUUCUCUCUGAUUUACCCAAGAUUUCUUCUUUAAUUACCAAACUCUUACCAUAAUUCUCCUCCGUUUCGUGAUCUCUAAUCUCUCCCUCUAUAUAAUUCGUUCGGGGGCAGAGGUAGGUCAAGUAUGGAUUCGCAGACGAGCAAUCUCUACGAGACAGCUUCUCAGCCGGAUACCGGGAACGACGCUUAUACGUUUCUUGAAUUCAACACUCAAGGUGAUGAGGACUUCGAUUACCCUGAAUUCCAAGAGUUGUCGCAGCCUAUUCGAUCUUCUGCCUCCGUCUGGCCCACACCCUCCGAUUCUAUUUCCGCUACCGAGGUUGCUUCCUCCUCUGAACCGUCCCAGUCCGCUAGUAAGCCCCGUGGCGGCGGUAACGGCGGUGGAAUUAAUAACAGCAGCAGCAAUAGUAAUAGUAAUAAUAACAGCAAGGAGACUGGUGUGGUCGAGGCGUUGGCUGCGGGGAUGAGCGGCUUGAACUUUGAAGACACUGGUGGCGAUGAUGAGGUAUUUGAGUAUGGGAAGGGAGACUUUACUGAGCAUGCUUGCAGGUACUGCGGUGUCACAAACCCAGCGUGCGUGGUUCGAUGCAAUGUGCCGUCCUGUAGGAAAUGGUUUUGUAAUUCACGUGGGAAUACUUCUGGUUCUCACAUUGUCAAUCAUCUGGUGAGAGCAAAGCACAAAGAAGUUUGUCUUCACAAAGACAGUCCUCUAGGAGAAACUAUUCUUGAGUGCUAUAACUGUGGAUGUCGAAAUGUUUUCCUUCUUGGAUUCAUAUCUGCGAAGACAGAAAGUGUUGUGGUUCUGCUUUGUAGAGAACCCUGUCUUAGCGUCAAUGCGUUAAAAGACAUGAAUUGGGACUUGAGUCAGUGGUGCCCCCUUAUUGAUGAUAGAUGUUUCUUGCAGUGGUUACUAAAGGUCCCAUCUGAACAAGAGCAGUUGAGGGCUCGCCAAAUUAGUGCCCAGCAGAUAAAUAAAAUAGAAGAGCUUUGGAAGACAAAUCCUGAUGCUACCUUGGAGGAUCUUGAGAAGCCUGGUGUGGAUGAUGAACCUCAACCUGUAGCUUUGAAGUAUGAAGAUGCUUAUCAGUAUCAAAAUGUUUUCGCACCACUCAUCAAGCUUGAAGCAGACUACGAUAAGAUGAUGAAAGAGUCUCAAAGCAAAGACAAUAUCACGAUUCGAUGGGAUAUUGGUCUUAAUAAGAAGCGGAUUGCUUAUUUUGUCUUUCCAAAGGAAGAUAAUGAGUUACGCCUUGUACCUGGUGAUGAACUACGGCUGCGUUAUUCAGGUGAUGCGGCUCAUCCCGCGUGGCAGUCUGUGGGUCAUGUGAUAAAAUUGACCGCACAGGAGGAGGUUGCGCUUGAGCUUGGUGCCAGUCAGGGUGUUCCUGUUGAUGUGAACCAUGGUUUUAGUGUCGACUUUGUGUGGAAGAGCACGAGUUUCGAUCGGAUGCAGGGGGCCAUGAAAACAUUUGCUGUUGAUGAAACCAGUGUCAGUGGCUACAUUUAUCAUCAUCUGCUUGGCCAUGAAGUUGAGAUGCAGAUGGUUCGCAAUACUUUGCCUCGCCGUUUUGGUGCACCAGGUCUUCCAGAACUUAAUGCAUCUCAAGUUUUUGCUGUCAAGAGUGUCCUACAAAAGCCUAUAAGUCUCAUCCAAGGUCCACCUGGUACUGGUAAAACUGUCACAUCUGCUGCAAUUGUGUAUCACAUGGCAAAACAAGGCCAGGGGCAGGUUUUGGUCUGUGCUCCAAGUAAUGUGGCUGUAGAUCAGCUAGCUGAAAAGAUAAGCGCCACUGGUUUAAAGGUUGUAAGACUUUGUGCUAAAUCAAGGGAAGCUGUUAGUUCCCCCGUUGAGCAUUUAACCUUGCACUAUCAGGUUAGACAUCUUGACACAUCUGAAAAGAGUGAACUUCACAAGUUACAGCAACUCAAAGAUGAACAAGGAGAAUUAUCCAGCAGUGACGAGAAGAAAUAUAAAGCUCUCAAGCGAGCAACUGAAAGGGAGAUAUCUCAGAGUGCUGAUGUUAUCUGUUGUACAUGUGUUGGGGCUGGAGAUCCGCGGUUAGCAAAUUUUAGAUUCCGCCAGGUCCUUAUCGAUGAAUCUACUCAAGCAACAGAACCUGAGUGUCUAAUUCCUUUGGUUCUUGGUGCAAAACAGGUUGUUCUUGUUGGAGACCAUUGCCAGCUUGGUCCUGUCAUUAUGUGCAAGAAAGCUGCACGGGCUGGUUUAGCCCAAUCUUUGUUUGAAAGGCUUGUGCUUCUUGGUGUGAAACCAAUUAGACUGCAGGUUCAAUAUAGGAUGCAUCCAGCUCUCUCGGAGUUUCCAUCAAACAGCUUUUACGAAGGUACUCUUCAAAAUGGAGUGACAAUCAAUGAAAGGCAGUCACCUGGAAUUGAUUUUCCUUGGCCAGUGCCAAACCGUCCCAUGUUUUUCUAUGUCCAGAUGGGACAAGAGGAGAUAAGUGCCAGCGGAACAUCAUAUCUAAAUAGGACAGAGGCUGCAAAUGUUGAGAAAAUUGUGACAACAUUCUUGAAGAGUGGCGUCGUUCCUAGUCAGAUUGGUGUUAUAACUCCUUAUGAAGGUCAGCGAGCAUACAUUGUGAAUUAUAUGUCUCGAAAUGGUGCUCUGCGGCAGCAACUGUACAAAGAAAUUGAGGUGGCAAGUGUAGAUUCUUUCCAGGGGCGGGAAAAAGACUAUAUAAUUUUGUCUUGCGUGAGGAGUAAUGAACAUCAGGGCAUUGGUUUCCUCAAUGAUCCACGCCGUCUUAAUGUUGCUCUGACACGUGCUCGUUAUGGUAUUGUUAUCUUGGGAAAUCCAAAAGUUCUGAGCAAGCAGCCUCUGUGGAAUGGCUUAUUAACACAUUACAAGGAACACGAGUGCUUGGUUGAAGGCCCUCUGAAUAAUCUAAAGCAGAGUAUGGUUCAAUUUCAAAAGCCCAAAAAGAUAUACAAUGAGCGAAGACUUUUCUACGGUGGUGGACCAGGAAUUGUUCCCAAUGACAGUUUUGGAUCUGUUGCCUCAAGCCCAAAUGCUGAUAGGAGGGGUCCUCGCUCAAGGGGUCCUUACAUGCCACCUGGCCCGCCUAAUGGUGCUCAUAAACCCGGUGUUCACCCUUCUGGUUAUGCAAUGCCUCGGGUACCCCUUCCUCCAUACCAUGGGGGCCCUCCAUCACAGCCAUAUGCCAUUCCAACCCGUGGAGCUGUACAUGGACCUGUUGGAGCUGUCCCCCAAGUUCCACAACCUGGAAGCCGAGGAUUUGGUGCUGGACGUGGGAACUCCAGUGCGCCCAUUGGUAGUCAUCUUCCACACCAGCAAGGCGCACAGCCCCCAAUUGGAAGUCUUCCAUCUAACUUCAACUUUCCGUCUAUGGAGAAUGCUAGUAGCCAGCCAACUGUGGGUGGACCAUUGUCUCAACCUGGUUAUGUUUCUAAUGUGACUGGUCAAGGACCUAGCCAAACAUAUAGGGAUGGAUUCUCUAUGGGUGGCAUGUCUCAGGAUUUCUUGGCCGAUGAUUUUAAAAGUCAGGGUUCACAUGUCCCUUACAAUGUUGCUGAAUUCUCCACUCAGGCUUCUCAGAGUGGGUAUACUGUUGACUAUGUUACACAAGGGGCGCAAGGUGGAUUUCCUGGGAGCUUUUUUAACCAGAAUUCUCAGGCUGGAUAUGCUCGUUUUGCCCCAGGAAAUGACUAUAUGUCUCAGGAGUAUAUGGCCCAUGGUUCACAAGGAUUAUUUACACAGGCUGCAUUCAAUGAACAAUCUCAAGAUGAGGCUUCUCAGAACCACUUCGGUGUGGCCAGUGCUAAUCCACUUCAGUCACAGGGUUUGCUGAACCCCCUUUAUUCACAGCCAUUUGCACACUACAAUACUCAGCCACUAAAUGUUCAAAAUUCUCAGCAACAGCAUUCAUCCCAGCAGGGUCAAGGUUCCCAGAAUCAGAAGCUCCACUACAAUGGUUGAGGGCUGGUUGAAUGAGUAACGGGUUAUUGUCUUUGCAUUCAGAUAUCUGGUUUGUGCUGUCAUGUGUGGCUAUAUUAUAUGCCGUAAAGAUGUUUUAGAGUUUGACAAAGAUAGCAGGCUGAUUGAUGACACAAUCCUUCAAGGACGUUUCUGAAAGAACUGGAUCAGAUAGAUUGAUUCAAAGGAUGUCACUUGAGGCAAACACGCGGCUGCACAACUAGUGGCUGAUGAGAAAAGAUAAACCCCAAUGAUGUUGAGAGUUGAGAAAGCAUUACACGGCAUGGUGUGGUCAGUAAGGUUUCAGGAAGCCGGUCCAGUUACCUUCUAUGAGUGGCAUUAUCACACUAGAGCAGCAGCUACUGCUAUAACUUUUGUACAGCAUGCUCAUGCUCGGACGGUUCUUACCUCAUCUCUUCUGACAUGUAAUUAUUCUCUUAUACACAUUUAUUAAGUUGGAUGAUGGUGGCUGUAGUCUCAAGUGAGCAAGACUACUGCUGUCAUUCGUUAGAUGUAUGCUAUGAGUGUUUAAUUAGUUGUUUGCUCUUGAAUCCUCAUUAUCAUGAGUAGCAGUCGGCAAUGAGUUAACCAUUGCUCCGAAAUGUGGCAGUCAAAUCAUUUAGGACUUUAGAAAUGCUAGGAUAUUGAAAGCAGAGAUGUUUUGGUGAGUUGGUGCUUGCUGGGAACAUUAGAUGCUUGAGGUUCUCUAUUAUCAGGAAUACUGCACCCCAAUUGCACUAUGAAAUGUUGGUAUUCAAAUUAUGAGGAUGUGUUUUGAUUGAAGAGUUCAGGAGGUAAGUAUUUCAAAUUUAUAAUACCAAAAUGUUUUUGGGUUGAAAA
Molecule: messenger RNA, 4962 nt
Organism: Sesamum indicum (sesame)
Lineage: Eukaryota; Viridiplantae; Streptophyta; Magnoliopsida; Lamiales; Pedaliaceae
Gene: LBA1
Product: RNA helicase
Biological process (GO): nuclear-transcribed mRNA catabolic process, nonsense-mediated decay
Cellular component (GO): cytoplasm
Molecular function (GO): ATP binding; zinc ion binding; DNA binding
Source: RefSeq, a predicted model, not a curated record